CGCUUAGGCUUUUACUGCGAACCAUCCGACUCCGUGGUGUGCGUCGACCUGACCACAACGACUACAACCGCCGACAACAACGAUACCCGAGGGAUAUCCUAGAGCAUAGCUCUUUUUUCAGCUGGAUAUUUGCCUUGAGAGACGGUGAAAGAGCAGGAUGUCCUCCUUCGAGCCGGUUGUCGUCAUUGACGGCAAGGGACACCUCCUUGGUCGCCUGGCCAGCACCGUGGCAAAGCAGCUGCUCGCUGGUCAGAAGAUCGUCGUCGUGAGAUGUGAAGCCCUCAACAUCUCUGGCGAGUUCUUCCGCGCUAAGCUGAAGUACCACGCCUACCUCCGCAAGAUGACCCGUUACAACCCUACCCGAGGAGGUCCCUUCCACUUCCGUGCCCCGUCCCGCAUCUUCUACAAGACUGUCCGUGGCAUGAUUCCCCACAAGACCGCCCGUGGUGCUGCCGCCAUGGAGAGACUUAAGGUCUUCGAGGGUGUCCCUGCCCCCUACGACAAGAAGAAGCGUGUCGUCGUUCCCCAGGCUCUGCGUAUCCUCAGACUCAAGCCCGGCCGCAAGUACUGCACUGUUGGCAGACUGAGCCACGAGGUUGGCUGGAAGUACCAGGACGUUGUUGCCAGACUCGAGGAGCGGAGAAAGGUCAAGGGUGCUGCAUACUACGAGCGCAAGAAGGCUGCCCGCAGACAGCUCGUCUCCGCGCAGAACUCUGCGAACGUCGACGAGAAGACCAAGAGCCAGCUGGCCGAGUACGGCUACUAGAUACCUCGCGGCGUGGUUGGUUGUUUGCGUUAUUGAUGAAAUGAGCGGAAUCGCGAACGGGUUUCAUAGCGGAUUGAACAGCUAGCAGAUCGACCUUUUUCCCCAAUGUCCCGACCUGAUCAUGAAUAUCUAUGAUGCUGCGAUGGAGACGGAGGCCAAACGGAUUAAUUUCUGCGCGGAGUCACCAGGGAUGAAAGGUUGUUUCAGAAUAGCGCACCGUUAUUACGCACCGUCGCGGUUAAUCCAAAAGAAUUUCCGUGCUUCAGGACGGCCUCCAAUGAAUGUCUCUCCAAGUUUAGACCGCAUGUUUGUCUUAAUUGCCGGUCCUAUCUCGUAAUACUUGCGGUGCCAGUGGUAUUUGAAGUGUCCCUUAAAGCGGUAGCCGGUUAAGCCUUGCGGCUUGAAUCUGCGUUAUCCGGGCUACAGUCGGCGCAACUGUGAUAGUAAAAAGUCGCCGAAGACCC
Messenger RNA from Paecilomyces variotii, 1230 nucleotides. Its product is annotated as 60S ribosomal protein L16-B. Lineage: Eukaryota; Fungi; Ascomycota; Eurotiomycetes; Eurotiales; Thermoascaceae. Gene Ontology annotation, molecular function: structural constituent of ribosome; mRNA binding. Gene Ontology annotation, cellular component: cytosolic large ribosomal subunit; ribosome. Gene Ontology annotation, biological process: negative regulation of translation; translation. The transcript is spliced from 5 exons. The record is from RefSeq and is a predicted model, not a curated record. The coding region runs from base 158 to 766 and encodes 202 amino acids.